This is a messenger RNA of Plasmodium vinckei vinckei, 4758 nucleotides long. RefSeq names its product tetratricopeptide repeat protein, putative. Bases 1 to 4758 code for a protein of 1585 amino acids. Gene Ontology annotation, molecular function: protein binding. The record is from RefSeq and is a predicted model, not a curated record. The transcript has 2 exons. NCBI's taxonomy places the organism in Eukaryota, Apicomplexa, Aconoidasida, Haemosporida, Plasmodiidae.
AUGAUAUACAUAAAUUGUGAACAUGAAAUAGUUAGCAUAAAAGACGAUGAAAUAAAUGAUGAAAAUUAUGGGAUAAUUAAAAAUGUAUUAAAAAAUUAUAAUGCAAAUGUAAAUAGUUGGAUAGAGAUAUGUGCCGCUUUUUACAAAAAAAACAAUUACAAAUUAUUCUUGGAUUUAAUAAAAGAAGGUGAUAAUUUUUUUAGUAAUAAUAAAGAAGGGGAUACAAAAUUUAAUAUAUUGUUAUUGUUAUAUAACUCUGAAAAAAUAAUAAAUGUUAAAAAUUUGAAUAAAGAAAAUGAGUUAAAAAUUAAAUUAGAGAAUUUAAUAAAUCAUGUUGAAAAAAAUAAAAAAAUAAAUAAUACCCAAGAACAAGAUGAUAAUAUAGGGGAAGAAAAGUCUGAAUAUAAUGAAAAGGGAAAAGAUGAUUAUUUGUCUCAUUACUUAACUAAAGGGAUAUACAAUUUUAAUAUAUAUUUAUAUUUAAUAAAUAAAUAUGAUAAUAAAUUUCUUAAAAAAUGUGCCCUUUCAUCUUCUAUACAAAUAAAUCCUAAUGAUACACAAAAUAAUAAAAGCAGUUUUUUAACAGAUAAAUUAACUAAUGAAUAUAUUAAUCCAUUAAAUUAUUUAAUUGAUAGUAUAAACAUAUUUAAAUAUUUAAUACAAAAAAAUAAUUAUGAUUUUAUUUCAUCAAUUUAUUUAUCUUUUGCGCUUUGUUUAAUAUAUAAGCUAGAUCAGUGUAUAGAAUUUUCUUCUCAUGUUUUAUUAAAAAUUAUUAACUUUGAAAUAUUUUUAAAUAAAAAAUUUGAAGAAUAUAAAAAAAAAUCUAACAAUUUUGGAGACCCACAUAGUCAAGAUGAAAACGAAAAUAAUUUAACUCCAGAGAAAGAACAAAAAGGAUGGUUUUCAAAGCUUGUUGGAAAUAAAAAUACACCUAGUCCCUCUCCAAAUAAAAAAAAUCAAGACAUUAGAGAUACAAAGGAAUGCUUACAAAAAUGCAUAAAAUUAAAAAAUUUAUUAAACUUAUUAAAAAUAUUUAAAUCAAUAAUAAAAUGUAUAAUUGGAAUUUGCUAUAUGAAAAAAAAAAAUUUCAGUAUGGCCUCUUACUGUUUUACAACGUCAUUACAACUUUACAGUUUUUGGCCAUCUUAUUUAUUAAACUCAUGGUUAUUAUUAACAAAUUAUAUAAAUAAAGUUGUACAAAAUAAUAGUUUUAUUAAUAUAAAAGACAAGUUAAAUUUUUUAUCAAAUUAUUAUGUUACACAGAAUAAUCCUUAUAAUGAUUAUGUAGACUAUUUAAAAAAAUUAAAUAAAAAAAAAAUAUUAAAAAAUGGCUGUUUAUAUUUUGAAAAUUAUGUACAAUGUCAGAAAAUAAAUGAAAACAAAUGUAGAAUAUUUUUUGAUAAUACACAAAUUGAUUAUCAAAAAGGGAAUAUAAAUAGUAAGGUUGAUGAAAAUGAUGUUAUUUUAUCUCAAGUUGUUACUGUUAGUGGAAAUGAAAAAGAGGAAAAGUGUGUGCAAACAAAAUUCAACAAAUGGAGAGAAUAUACACUAGCUAAUACUGUCAACAAUUUAAGUAGUGUACAUGUAAAAGAUAUAAUAAAUUUAACAUUAUUUUAUUAUUUAAAUUAUAUGAAAGGAACAAUUAUAUUUUAUUCAAAAAUUGAUAAUAAUAUAUGGGAUUGUGAAGAAAAUUAUGAUAUUAAUAAAAAUGAUAUUUAUGAAUAUGAUGAAAUAAUAGAUCCAAUUGAUAAUACAAAUAAAGAAUGUUUAAAAAAUAAAUUUGCACACAUAUUUUUAAAUAAUAAUAUGAUUUCAAUGUAUUUAGAUUUAUGUGAAUUUUGGCUAGCUCAAGGAAAUAAAAAAGCUAUUAUUUUAUUAAAAAUAAUAAAAGAAAAAAUAAAUUUUAACUAUGUUAAUAAAAAACAAUUAAGUAAGUAUUAUUUACUUAUUGGCAUAUAUUUUCAUAUAAUAAAAAAUAUGAAAAGAGCACUAAAAUAUUAUCGUAAAAGUUUUAUUAUUAAUAAGAAUUAUUUAAAUCUAUAUUAUUAUACUCUUUCGUAUAUAUAUUUAAAAAAAUAUAAUAAAGCAAAAAAAUAUAUAUUAUAUGCUUAUAGUAAAUACAAAAAUGUAUAUUUUAUAAAAUUAUAUGCAUAUUUUUAUAUACACACAGCUAAUAUUUAUUUAAAUUAUAAUGUUAUUAUUAAUAAACAAAAUGAUGCAACUUUAAGAGAUAAUAAUCCUGUGCUGAAAAAAGGUGGAAGUACCUUGGACGAAGUAUAUCAGCAUAAGCCUUUUGUAGAAAAUUCACACAUAUGUAAUAAAUUUAUAAAAAGUGACAUGAACAAUGAAAACAUUAAAGUAACAGUAAACAUGUUAGACAACAUAUUGAACAUCCUAAAUAAAUAUGACAACUUAUUUAUUAAAGAUAUAGACAUAACUUUAAUGAAAGCCAAAAUUUAUGAACUAUUAUUAACAAAAUAUAAUGAUGAAAAUAUAAAAGCUUAUUUUAAUUUGUUAAAUGAUAUUCCAGAUAUUAAAAAUUUCUUUUUCAAAAAAAAUAAAACAUAUAAAAUAUCUUAUGAAUUAAUUAAUAAUUAUAUUGUUGCAUUAUUUUAUUGUGAUUAUAAAGAAAAAAGUUUACAGUUGAUGGAAUUACUAAAAAAGGAAAUUUUUUUUAAAAUAAAAAAGUUUUAUACAUAUUAUGUAUACGUUUUUUGCAAAGAUGAUUUGAAUAGUCCCACCACCGAAAACACACAAAAAAGAGGAACAAAAAUAGACAAGUACUGGAAUAAAAUUGUAGAAAAUGAAAAGUUGAGACAUAAUUCGGGUCAUAACAUUAACAAAAAUAGGAAAAUAUCUAGCGAAGGACCUAAAAAAAAUAAAAAAAAUGAUAGCAUUAGUAAGGGUAGUAAUAUGACCAAUGGAAUAGUAACAAGUUUGGAAAAAAAAAGAAUUGUUAAAGAAAAUAAAAUUAAGUUGAAGUACAUUAAAGAAAUGCUAAAAUGUGAAAGAGUAUUUAAAGUGCGUGAAAAUUUGUUAAGUAAUAUGGGAUUUAUUAAUAGAACCUCUCAAAGUGAUACACGUAUUAACAAUAGUGGCAAAAUAAAUGUAUACGAGAAACAGUCAAAGAAAGAAAGAUGUCGAAAUAUAAUUAAUUAUUUAAAAAAAAUAUAUAUCACUAUAAAUUUUAACACUUCUGUACUGUUGGAAUAUAAUGGGUAUUCUUAUAUAUCAACAAGUAUUUAUAAAAUAUUUACAAAAAUAUAUAUAAAUUAUGAAAGUGCUUACAUUAGGCUUGCAAAUAUUUAUAUAAGAAAUAAAAAUUAUGCAAAAGCUAAGGAUGUAAUAGCUAAAGGACUAAAAUAUAAUAAUAACUCAGUCCAAUUAAAUUUAUUAAAAGUAUAUUUACAUAUUAAAAGAAAACAUUAUGAUUAUAGCAUAUAUUCAUUGGAUAAGUUAAAAAAAUCAAAACAAAACAAAAACAAUGAUUUUAUCAAAAAUGAAAACGAAAAAGAUGAUAAUCUUCAGAACGAAAAUUCUUCAGCAGACACAUUAAUAAAUACAUAUUUAGCUAUAAUUAAAUUUUACAAAAUAAAGGAUUGUAAAAGUAAAUCAGAAAAAACGUUUUUAUUAAAUGAAAUAUAUAAUUUAAUAAAUAUAUUAACAGAAAAUAAUAAAAAUAAUUUUUAUAUAGCGAAUUUAAUAUCUGUUUUGUUAAGUAUAAAUAAUAAUUAUGAAGUAUCAUGUGAAUCUUUUCAAUGUUUAAUAGAUUCCUAUAAUAAAUUAUCAUAUUUUUAUAUUUCAAGUUUAAAAAAUUUAGUUCUACAUAUGUUUAAUCAUAUAAUUAGAAAUAAUAAUAUAAUAAAUAAUAAAUUAUUUGUAAAUAAGCUAAAUUUAUUUUUUAAUUUAACUAUCAAAAAUGGAGUUAGCGAUAAAAAAUUUUAUUUAUGUUAUUCAAAUUUUUUACAUAUAUUAGAUAGAUAUGAAGAAUCUAUAAAUUUAUUAUAUGAAGCUUAUCAAAAAUGGCCAUAUGAUAUAUCCUUAUUAAAUACCCUUAUAAUCUGUAUUGAUUCAUGUGUUUCAAAGUAUUUAAGCUCAGAUUAUGUUGAUUUAAAAAAUAUAUUAUUUAUGAAGGAUUUAAUUUAUUUUUCCUUUUAUAUAAUAUACACACUAUUACAUUUCAAGCAUUUCGCAAUGCAUUCGACACUCAUUUCAUCUGAUAAUAAAUUUAACUAUUACAAAGAAGAUGAUUACAUAAUUGAAAUAAAAAAGAAGGAUUUGGAAAAUAUCGCAAGCCGAAAGUAUUUAAUAAUGGCGUAUAAAAAAUUCGAUGAAAAAAUAAAUCCUUACAUUGAAAGCAGUCUACCAAGUAUGUUAAAGCAAAAAAAAAUGCUUCAUUUGAGAAAAAUAAAUAUACACAAAAAAAUAUAUGAAGAAAAAAAAAGAAAGCAAAUGAGCUUUAUGAAUAAAACAAAACGUCAGGAAUCUCUACAUGAAGAAUUGUUAAAGGAUGUAAAUGAUUUGAGUUAUCACCUGUCUGGCCAGGUAGAAAUUAAUAAAGACGAUGAAGAGAAUAAGCUAGCUAAUAUCGAAUUUAGCAAUAAUGAGCCUAAUAUGGAAAAAAAUUUAAUGAAAAAUGCUGCAAAUGGCAAAAAAUAUUAUGAUGAUGAUGCCGAAGCUGAGGGUUCGUCUUCUGAUAGUUCGGACUUGUUUGAGGAAAAAAAACCAAAAAAAAGAAAAAUUGACACUGACAAAUAA